Molecule: messenger RNA, 2115 nt
Organism: Trematosphaeria pertusa
Lineage: Eukaryota; Fungi; Ascomycota; Dothideomycetes; Pleosporales; Trematosphaeriaceae
Exons: 1
Coding region: 1-2115 (704 amino acids)
Source: RefSeq, a predicted model, not a curated record
AUGGAAACUCUCCUCUUCCUCUUAGCAGCAGGCAGCACUCUCGCUGCUGCAACCCCCAUCUGUUCUCUCGAUGACCUAUCCACGUCGCGCAUUACAAAAACAAUCACCACGACUACAGUGCACUCCAUCGCCUCGCACUUGGUCUUCGCUAAGGGUGGCACACCACUUUCCGAGAAUGCGGGCUCUUCUCCGCCAAAGGACGCCAUCAUCGUCAACUACUUGCAGGAUACAUCAAACGUUAACCCUAAUGUCCCCCGAUUUGCACUAUUAGCCCAAGCAGUUGAUGAGACUAUUACAACUCACCGGUCUCUCCCUGCCAAACCCACGAUUCCACAGCGUUCUGGCGUCCCGGCGAUAUCAGGGCCACCCCUCUCUGGGAGAGCUAAUACUCCUCAAGAAACCGACAACAGCGCCAUCGACCGCAUCCUAGGGUCCCUACCGCUGCUGUUCAAGCGACAAGAAGAGGUGGACUACUACUCAAUCUUCCUCACCAUCAACGACAUCGACGUCGAAAUCCCAAUGCCCAAGCAGAAAGCACGCCAGUUCUGCCAGUCCAUCGCACAAUCAGCAUCUUCCUCCCCUUCACGGAUUCGGACGACGAUCACACCUGCUACUGGGGAGGAAUCGAGCGAGGAGAAAACGCGGACGAGGACUCGCCUAACAUCGCUGCCGAGCUUCACAUUGUUCUCAAGCAGCGCUGAGGAUUCAAUUUCUGACUCCUCUUCCGAAGACCCCAUCGACCACGAGCCGCCUACAACAAGAAAGCAUCCUACUACUAUUACUAGCCAGGCAACCCACACCUCAUUCUCCGUGGAUCCCUCAGAUGACGUCUCCUCCUUCAACCCGCUAUCCCACUCCGCCGCCUGGGAAUCCUACGAAUCGUACAUCUCGCGCUUAAAAUCCGAGCGGCAGUCCCAGCCCGCAUCCGAUUCUGAGGCAUCCACGCCAUCCCCGACAAGUUCACCAUCUGGCAGCGGAGAUCCCGAGGAUGACCUGCCAGAAUCAAGCCUUGAGCCAGAAGGGAGGAUUCCGCCGUCGGAUGAGGGGCUGUAUGCUCGAGCGCCACUAACCUCGAUGCCGAGCAUUUCUAGCGCGAAGGGUGGCGGUUGGCAUACGAUCACCGACGUCUUGCGUGCCCGGAAGGCUAUCUGGAACGCCGAUGCACAUGCUAAACGUGCACAUGAUGACGAUGAUGAGGAGAUCCUAGAUACACCGGGCCAGGUGCCUGCGGGCGACUCCGAGGACCAGGAUGGCUUGGAGUGGGAUACACCGGAUGAGUCUGAGGUUGGUGAAGGGCCCCCGAAGAAGGUUCCAAUGCGGCCGGGAGACACAGGCGGCAACGAGGCUGACGGAGAAGAGCAUGAGCAAGGAAGGACGAGCGAUUCGGCAGACGACCUAGAUGACCGUCCCACGAGUACACAGGAUAGCGACGACGAGCCUGCGCAAACAUCCGCUGAAGACGCGCCUCAACGAAGCACAAUCUUUUUAACCCGCCAUCCCCAUCCCCGCACCUCAACGUCUCUAUCCGACGACUCAGAGCCCACAGUCAAAACCACCGACCUCCUCGAACCGCCAGACUCCCCAGAACCUACAGGUGGGCCAGACGACUCCGACCCCUGGGCCACCUCUAAGUUCAUCCUCCCGCCCUUCGACAACCCCACCCCGUUCCUCCCGCUCCCCCCACCCAUGACGGCAUCCACCGUGGAGGACGGGGUCACGGCGAUAAGUACAAGUACGAGCACGAGUACGAGCACGAGCACGCAGACACAGACGCAGACGCCGGGGACCGCGGACUCAGACCCAGAUUCGAGUGCAACGCCUGAGAAGAACACGCAAACGGGCAAGGCAGCGACGAGCAAAGCGGGCAUGACGAUGAGCCCAGCAGGAUGGGUGGCGAAGGAGAAGGGGUUGAAGAUGCCGUAUUGGGUUGUCGGCAUUAUCAUUUAUUGGGCGAGCGGGCUGUGGGAGUUCGGGCGGCAGCUUCGAGGGCACUGGGCGGUGCAUCGGUGGAUUGGGUUUGACAGGGUAUUGCUGGCUGUGUUUAAUACUGUUUUCGAACGGUGGUACAGGUGUAAGGUCGAGGACUAUGAUCGAUAUCUAGCGGCGGGGAUAUGA